Molecule: messenger RNA, 2467 nt
Organism: Polyodon spathula (Mississippi paddlefish)
Lineage: Eukaryota; Metazoa; Chordata; Actinopteri; Acipenseriformes; Polyodontidae
Product: BTB/POZ domain-containing protein 6-B-like
Exons: 5
Coding region: 504-2066 (520 amino acids)
Biological process (GO): neurogenesis
Cellular component (GO): cytosol
Molecular function (GO): protein binding
Source: RefSeq, a predicted model, not a curated record
AUGCCAUGACGUACAAUCCAUUGCAUUUAAAAACUAUUUAAAAACUACAAAGGGUUUGUUUUGAGAUCCCUUGCAACGUAUUGUGUUUGUCAAAAGAGCAGCGAGAGGAGGUGGGAGGAUUCAGGCUUCUGACGUAAAGGCCGUUUCAAGCUGAUUUUGUUAACAAAAAGCUGCACGUCCUCGCAGAUUAAACAGAAAUAACCGAGCAGCUGCAGCCGAAGAGAAACGAAGCAGGGUUGCUCGCAUGUCAUUGUAACUUCAGUCAUUUCUUCAGGACGCUAACUGGAGUGAAACGGAGUAUUUCUUGGACACACAGCUUUUAGGAGAAACACUAGCAAUUAAACAACGCGAGCUACCCGUGCUGGGAUUCUUAUUUACUGGGAAAUCAAGGACAUUUGUUACCGACGUCAGUGAGAUUUCUUUCGCGGAGGAAAAUGCGAUAUUUACGUUCUUCAAUUAGCAGUUCUUAAAAAUCGCUGCGCAAAUUUCGGAAGGAUAUAUUAAUGCUGCUGUUCAAAUCCAUACAGGAAACCUUGAAAAAGUCCAGAAAGGGUGUUAAACACAACAGCAAGCUGCCAGUAUGCUAUGAGAUUGUAACUCUGUCCUUGAAGAAGAAGAUGGCUGCAGAACUGUACCCUGCUAGCACAAACACCAACCUCCCCAACAGCAACGGCACUACAGCGACUGCAAACACCAAGAAAAGCAUCGUCCCGGUUAACCAGACUGUUACACCCUGCACCACAGCUGCGGCUCAGCAAAACAUCAACAACAACAACGUAGAGACUGCCAACUGGCAAUCUUCCCACCCCACCUUAAGGGAAAGGAAUGCCUUAAUGUUCAAUAACGAACUCAUGGCCGAUAUACAUUUUAUUGUGGGUCCACCCGGUAGCUCCGAGAAAGUGCCAGCACACAAGUAUGUUCUGGCAGUGGGCAGCUCAGUUUUCUGUGCCAUGUUUUAUGGGGAUCUUGCAGAGGAUAAAUCUGAAAUCCAUAUUCCAGAUGUGGAACAUGCUGCUUUCCUGAUACUUUUGAAGUAUAUGUACAGCGAUGAAAUUGAUCUGGAAGCAGACACAGUGCUGGCCACUUUGUAUGCUGCCAAAAAAUAUAUUGUGCCUGCUUUGGCAAAAGCUUGCGUGAAUUUCCUGGAGACCAGCCUGGAGGCAAAGAACGCCUGUGUGUUGCUGUCUCAGAGCAGGCUCUUUGAGGAGCCAGAGCUGAGCCAGCGUUGCUGGGAGGUGAUCGAUGCCCAGGCAGAGCUCUCUCUCAAAUCAGAGGGCUUUUGUGAGAUAGACCAACAGACUCUGGAGAUCAUCCUGAUGCGGGAAACGCUCAACACUAAAGAGGUGGUCGUGUUCAACGCAGUUUUGAACUGGGCCGUGGCGGAGUGCAAAAGGCAAGGGCUGGUGGUCACGACCAGGAACAAGCGCAGUGUUCUGGGGAAAGCCCUGUACCUGGUUAGAAUACCAACCAUGACACUGGAGGAGUUUGCAAACGGAGCAGCGCAAUCGGACAUCCUGACUCUUGAAGAAACGCACAAUAUUUUCUUAUGGUACACUGCCUCAAAUAAGCCCACACUGGAGUUUCCCCUGGCACAGAGGAAAGGGCUGGCACCUCAGAAGUGCCACAGGUUCCAGUCAUCGGCAUACCGCAGCAAUCAGUGGAGAUACCGGGGCCGCUGCGACAGCAUCCAGUUUGCUGUUGACAAGCGGAUCUUUAUCGCAGGACUCGGGCUGUACGGGUCGAGUGGUGGCAAGGCGGAGUACAGCGUCAGAAUUGAACUGAAACACCAAGGGACAGUCCUUGCCCAAAAUUUGACUACAUUUAUUUCUGAUGGCUCUAGCAGCACCUUCUCAGUGUGGUUUGAGCACCCAGUGCAGGUGGAGCAAGACACUUUUUACACAGUGAGCACCAUCCUGGAUGGGAAUGAACUCAGUUACUUUGGUCAGGAAGGGAUGACCGAAGUUCAGUGUGGAAAAGUGACAUUUCAGUUCCAGUGCUCGUCGGACAGUACCAAUGGGACUGGUGUACAAGGGGGACAAAUACCUGAACUCAUUUUCUAUGCAUGAUUUUGGACAAUUGCAUACAACUCCUGCUGCAUUCCAUUGCUGCUAGUAAAAGCACAUAAAGAAAAAAAAAGCCUUCUGAAUUUUGUAGUAGUAAGAGGAUGUCACACUGCAAGCCUGUUACCAUCUCAAAAAAACAGCUAUCAAAACUAAGUGAAGGAAUGCUCUUGAAUUUAAUCUUAUUUUAUUUAUUUAAAAAAUAAUGUAAUGUUAUUUGAUUUAAUUAUUAAAAACCACAGUAAGAUGUAAAAAGCUGUACUGCACUUCUAGUGGGAGAUUCCCUGUAGUGUUUUGUAUAUAAAAAUAAUGCUUAUUUGUUUACAUCUUGAGGCUGACUGACGAAACAGAAUGUUCUGUGUUGAGGGCAGCUUAUGAACCUGCAAAUUAUAAACGUUUUCAUGUGA